This is a messenger RNA of Theobroma cacao (cacao), 1219 nucleotides long. RefSeq lists its product as uncharacterized. The record is from RefSeq and is a predicted model, not a curated record. Lineage: Eukaryota; Viridiplantae; Streptophyta; Magnoliopsida; Malvales; Malvaceae.
UCUUACUUUCUCUCUCUACUCUUACUUCAAAUUUCCACUGUACCUUGCCCCGUGUGUUUGUCUACCCUAACAUUGACUCAAAGCUUUCACGUAAAAAAGAAAAAAGAAGAAACCCUUCUCUCCUUCCUUCUCCACAUGAUCAUUAUCAAACGGCUGGCAUUGAAACAAAAGUCCAAUCAGAACCUUGUUAACGUUGUAGCAUAAAGCAGCCUUAGAUCUAUAUCGUCCCCCGUUCUUUUCAAAGUACCCUUUGCCAUGUCUUUCUCUUUAGAAACUUCGCAAUUCCUUUUCUUUUCUUGCACGACUGCACCCCCACUCUGAAUUUUCUCUCGUUUUUUCUUACAUUUUCCUCACCUUCCCCGGAAAAUUUCCAAAACACCCAGAGUUUUUCAGGGGGUUUCUUUUUUCUGUGUGCCGUACAAAUGGAGACUAAAAAAGGUAACAUCGAGUUGAUGUUCAACCAGGGUUUGCUAACGUCCGCAUGGGGAACGCUGCUUACGCUACUCGCCUCCUUGGUUACGCUUCAAGCUGGGCAGCUUCUUUCACCACGAUUUCAGGAUCUUAUUGAGCUGUUGAUAGCAACCCAAGGAAAAAACCGAGAAAGUUAUUUGGGUGGACGUGAAUGUGAACCGGUUGAUGCUGAGGGAGAUGGAGAUGAAGACAAUGAUGAUGGUGGGUAUGGAGAAGGUGAAGAAGAGGACCCUUCCGAUGAAGAGGGAGGAGGAGCUGAUCAUGGGAACAGUCCCAAUGACGCAAAUGGCGACUCCAAGAAGGGAACUGAAGGAGGGGCAAACGGUGCUGGAGAAGAGAAUGGAGAAGAGGAAGAAGAGGAAAAUGGCAAUGAUGACGACCGGAAUGAGGAUGAUGAUGAUGCCCCGGAGGAUGAUGAGAAUGAUGAUGAAGACAAUGAAGGUGGCGACGAGGAGGAGAAAGAAAUUGUAGAAGAUGAAGAGCCCGAAGAUGAAGAAGAGGCAGAGGAUGAAGAAGAGCCUGUUCAGCCACCAAAGAAGAGGAAGAAGUAGUUAUACACUUUUGAGACCUGCUUCUUUUUGUUGCUUCAAUAAUGCAAACUGAGUUCUUUAACCACAGUUUUAUUUCAUGUAGCUUAAGCUUUAACUAUUGAGGGACAACAAUUGAUGACUUCAAUUUUCGUUCAUAUAUGCAUGUUUAGACAACUUUGAAAUUUCAUGUUUAAUUGGCAUUGAAGCCAAUCACAAUA